Messenger RNA from Bipolaris oryzae ATCC 44560, 2118 nucleotides. RefSeq lists its product as uncharacterized. The record is from RefSeq and is a predicted model, not a curated record. Gene Ontology annotation, biological process: long-chain fatty acid metabolic process. The transcript has 3 exons. Gene Ontology annotation, cellular component: endoplasmic reticulum; membrane. NCBI's taxonomy places the organism in Eukaryota, Fungi, Ascomycota, Dothideomycetes, Pleosporales, Pleosporaceae. Gene Ontology annotation, molecular function: long-chain fatty acid-CoA ligase activity. Bases 1 to 2118 code for a protein of 705 amino acids.
AUGUUUUCAGGCAAUGACGCUCAGAUAGAGCGUGCGUUCGAGCUUCAUACUCCGCCGCCAAAGGGAAAGCCUUAUAGUGUUGCGCUGCCUGGUACUGAGACAGAAGGAAGAAGCGCCAUCUAUAGGCAUUGGAGGUUUGCGGACAAGCCUCUAUUGGAGAAACUGGUUCCCGAGAUUAGCACAUCAUUCGAGGCCUUUGAGAACGCGGUCGCGAAAUGGCCCAAGAACAGGUGCCUCGGUCACCGCCCCUACGACGCUGCGACCAAGACAUUCGGCCCGUACAUCUGGGAGGAUUAUGAGACCAUUGCAAAGCGAAGGAGGGAUUUUGGCGCUGGCUUGGUGCAACUGCACAGACAAGCCGGUGUGACUGCGUCAAAUUACGGUGUGGGCUUGUGGUGUCAAAACAGGCCUGAGUGGCAGAUUACCGAUUUGGCUUGCAUGUCGCAAGGCCUCUUUACCGUUUCCAUCUACGACACGCUUGGCCCGGAUACGACUGAAUACAUUAUCAACCAUGCGGAGCUGACGUGCGUGGUUGCGGGAAUGAACCACGUUGCUGCGCUUUUGAAGCUGAAGCCACGACUCCCGACUUUGAAACUCAUUGUCGUUCUCGACCCGUUGUCGGCUGGCGAGCUUCCGGGAGAGUCAAAGGGAGACCUUUUGAACUCGCUCGCAAACGAGCAGGGUGUUUCUAUCCACUAUAUCCGAGAUGUAGAGGCUCUGGGCGAGAAGCAGCCUCUUCCAAUGAACCCACCUUCACCGGACGACAUUGCCACUAUCAACUACACUUCUGGAACCACCGGUAACCCCAAGGGUGUUGUCUUGACUCACCGCAACGCGUACGCUGCAGCAUGCUCGAGCAUGAUCCUCAAUGGCGGCAAGGCAGGUGAGGUCAUCUGUUCUUUCCUGCCUCUUGCGCACAUUUACCAGCGCCUGACGGAGCAUUCGGCGCUGGCAGGCGGCUCGGCGAUUGGUUAUUUCCACGGCAACGUUGUAGAGCUCGUAGACGAUCUCAAGAUGCUGCGUCCAACUAUCUUUUCUGGAGUUCCCAGGCUUUACAACAGGUUUGGAGGAAAGAUCAAGGAGGCUACGGUUCAGGCGACUGGUGUCAAGGGAACAUUGUCGCGGCACGUCGUGUCCACCAAGCUUGCGGCUAUUCAUGACAAGCAGAACCCGACCAACAAGCAUAUGCUCUACGACCGCGUUUGGGCGAGCAAGGUGGCUGCGGGUCUUGGUCUGGACCGAACCAAGGUCUUGAUCAGUGGCUCUGCACCCAUUGACCCCAGUCUACACCAGUUCCUGCGCAUUAUUUUUGCAAGCAACUUCACGCAGGGAUACGGUUUGACCGAGACGUACGCCAUGGCACUGUUCCAGCACGAGAACGAUUUCUCGUCAGGCAACUGUGGCGGUGUUGCGCCCACGACCGAGUGUGCCCUGGUAGACGUGCCAGACAUGGAGUACUUUGCUUCCGACAAGCCAUUCCCUCGCGGUGAACUUGUGAUCCGUUCGUCAACGCGGUUCAGGGAAUACUUCCGCAACGAUGAGGAGACAGCCAAGGCCGUUGAUGCCGACGGCUGGUUCCAUACUGGAGACAUUUGCACCGUUGACGAACUCGGCCGCUUCAAGAUCAUUGACCGCAGGAAGAACGUUCUCAAGCUUGCACAGGGCGAGUACAUUUCACCCGAGCGCAUCGAGAACCUCUACCUCGCAAACUGCACCUAUCUGGCCUCGGGCUACGUCCACGGUGACUCGCAACAGUCUUUCCUUGUUGCCAUUUUUGGUGUUGCGCCAGAUCUUUUCCCACAGUUUGCGUCCAAGGUCCUUGGUGAGACGAUUCCCGUGGGCGACAUGGCGAAGCUCAGGGAGGUGUGUCAGAACAAGAAGGUCCAGCAGGCCGUGUUGAAGGAUCUGGACAGGGUGGGACGCAAGAACAAGUUCAACAGCUGGGAGCGCGUCAGGGCUGUAAGGCUGUUUGUGGAUCCUUUUACGAUUGAGAACCAGCUCUUGACACCAACAUUGAAACUGAAGCGCCCGCAAACGGUCAAGGCAUUCAGACAGCACUUGGACGAGUGCUACGAGGAGGCGCUGGCUGAGGAGUCUGCACCCAAAGCGAAGUUGUAG